AUGUUGACAGUAACCUGCUGCGGAUCCUCCUGCUGCGGUUCCUCCUGCUGCGUUUCCUCCUGCUUUGGUUCCUCCUGCUGCGGAUCCUCCUGCUGCGGAUCGUCCUGCUGCGGUUCCUCCUGCUGCGGUUCCUCCUGCUGCGGUUCCUCCUGCUGCGGAUCCUCCUGCUGCGGAUCGUCCUGCUGCGGAUCCUCCAGCUGUGGCUCCUCCCGCUGCGGUUCCUCCCGCUGCGGUUCCUCCCGCUGCGGUUCCUCCCGCUGCGGUUCCUCCUGCUGCGGAUCCUCCUGCUGUGGCUCCUCCUGCUGCAGUUCGUCCUGCUGCGGUUCCUCCUGCUGCGGUUCCUCCUGCUGCAGUUCGUCCUGCUCCGGUUCCUCCUGCUGCGGUUCCUCCUGCUGCAGUUCGUCCUGCUGCAUUUCCUCCUGCUGCGGUUCCUCCUGCUGCGGUUUCUCCUGCUGCGGUUCCUCCUGCUGCGGAUCCUCCUGCUGCGGUUCCUCCUGCUGCGGUUCCUCCUGCUGCGGUUCCUCCUGCUGCGGUUCCUCCUGCUGCGUAUCCUCCUGCUGCGGUUCCUCCUGCUGCGGAUCCUCCUGCUGCGGAUCCUCCUGCUGCGGUUCCUCCUGCUGCGUUUCCUCCUGCUGCGGAUCCUCCUGCUACGGCUCCUCCUGCUGCGGUUCCUCCUGCUGCGGUUCCUCCUGCUGCGGUUCCUCCUGCUGCGGUUUCCUCCUGCUGCGGAUCCUCCUGCUGUGGCUCCUCCUGCUGCGGUUCCUCCUGCUGCGGUUCCUCCUGCUGCGGCUCCUCCUGCUGCGGUUCCUCCUGCUGCGGCUCCUCCUGCUGCGGGUCCUCCUGCUGCGGUUCCUCCUGCUGUCACUGAGCUCUGAGCCUGUCUGA
Salvelinus fontinalis (brook trout) is the source of this 885-nucleotide messenger RNA. RefSeq names its product keratin-associated protein 4-3-like. Gene Ontology annotation, cellular component: keratin filament. The record is from RefSeq and is a predicted model, not a curated record. NCBI's taxonomy places the organism in Eukaryota, Metazoa, Chordata, Actinopteri, Salmoniformes, Salmonidae. The transcript is spliced from 3 exons. Bases 1 to 885 code for a protein of 294 amino acids.